AUGGCCGACGCUCGUACGCGCGGCGAGGCCUCAGGGUCCCGCCGCAAGAAACGAGACUCGCCAUCAAAACAACAGGACCGCCGCGACGCCGCUCGCAGCGAAAGCUUCCAAACACAAACACAACCACAGCCAAUCUACUCGAAUACCAGGGCUGCACCUAUAUACGCCGAGCCGGAAGAGGACCUGAACUUGCGCGGUCCCCGCCGCUACAGCAGCGGGGAUGUCUCGUCUUCCAGCUCGAGCUACAUCGACAUCUCGCGCAGGUCGCCCAUUCAGCGCCGGUCAGCCGUGGGAUUCUUCCGGUCCUUCUUCGCAGCCCCAGACAGACGGCGCCGCGUCAAGAAGCAAAGAAGCCGCGCGUCCAUGAAGCUGGGAAACUCGUCAAGUAGCUCAGUCGACAGCAACCUGGCGUACGGAACCGGCUUCUUGAAGAAGCGGAAGGAGAGAUACGUGUCGCCCUACGGUUCUAGGAGGGAGCGCAAAACUAGCGGCAUAUAUGCGCCCGCGGGCCGGGCGCCGGGGAAGAAGCGCAAGGAGAAGGAUGUUGAGACGGAAAUACUAGAGGUCGGCGCGGGAUUGGCUGCGCUGGCGAGGAAACAGAACCGCAUGGACCUGAUUGAGGCGCGGAAACAGGGAGUUGUGCAUAUUAAGAGGGAGGACUCGGGGAUACAUGGGCUUGGGGUUAAGGGCGUGGAGUCUAGCCGUGGACUUGGGUCGUCGAAACCUAGCCAUGGUGCGGAUGAGGACGGCUGGGAGUCAGCGAGCGACGACGAGUCCUGCUCCUCUAGCAGCGUGGAUUUGGGGCUUGCAUAUGGCGGCGAGAACACGUGGAAUUGGGGACGUCCGCGUCCUCCAAUGCCCGUAAAGCGCAAGAGCACCAUUGUGGACCCGAAGCUCUUCGGUCCGCAGAACUCGCUGAAUGGCGUCCUCUCGAGGCCGGUCGGUUUCGGAGAGGUCGACAUCAAUGCUCCUGGAGGAUUUAUGCCGGAACCAUUUUCCUCUGCCGCGAGGGACACUGGCUAUGUGUCGCCGCAGCAGCCACCGCCAGCACCGAGUCUACGUGGAAAGGAUGAUGGCUAUAUUCCUACUGCUGGACCCGCCCGCAGGGGAAGUGCCCAAAGCUCUGGCUCUCUACAACACGUCUUCCCAAUGCCUACGGACGACCCUCUUAACUUUGACGCCUGCCGCAGGUCCGUCGCGUCCGUCCAGGACCGACCAAUCUACAAUGUAUCACGCACUGACUCUCUACCCCUACGACAACCUAAGCCAUUUACACCUGUUUCGCAAACUAUCUACGAACAAUCCUCUAUCCCAGCUCAUGUGGACUCUACACCUCGAAAAAGAGACUCUGGGAGUAAAAGGGAAUCUGGGAGCAAGAGAGACUCUGGGGGUUACGCGACCUUCGCUGGUGCGGGCCUUGCUGGGGUUGCACUUGCUGGGAUGGCGGCCAACCGACUCGAAAAGCGUAGAAAUGAAGACGAUUAUGAGAGAGCGAAGCGACGCGAGCGACGCAAUAAGGAGGUGCGCGAACCUGAGGACGAUCGUGAAAGGCGCCGCGAGAACCGUCGCGAGUCGGAGAGAUACGAAAAGAGCGAUAGACUGCGAGACUCCCGCCGUGAUGAUGAGCAGCGCGACUACCGCCCAGACGAGAGGCGUGAGCGCCGCCGUGGCGAGGAGCGCGAAGAGACCCGUACCUCUCGUCAGCUGAUCGCGGACAGGCCCCACAAAUCGCGUCAGGCAGCUGCCGAUGGGCCUUCGGCCAGGGCUCUUGAGAAGGCUCCUGAACGAGCCCUUGGGAGCGCGCCUGAGCUGCCUAUGGAUAACCUUGAUAUCGGGUCCACGAUUGAGAGAGGCCACACCCCUGAUAUCGUGACGGUGGAGAGAGUGCCUCGCUUUGCUCGCGGAGGAGCGCGCACCUCGAAAGUCCCGGCCGCAUCAACAGCCCGCGAUGACGGACCCUCUGAGACCCGUGGCCGUUCGAGGGAGAAAUCCCCUGAGCAGAUACGGGUCGUUCGUGUAGUAACUGACGAGCCGUCCGCAGCACCAAGUGAUGCUGCGGCCGCUGAAUACUCCAGCCCUACUAAGAGGGAGUUUAAGAAGGGCAAGCGCAAGUCCUACUCCGCCAGCACCGAGCGAGAGCGCGACCUCAUCCAAGAAGACGCCGACCGCGUGUACCGCGAGACCACCGCCGCGAACAAGGCAGCUGCCAAGGAACCGGCACCGCGUCCUGUGACGCCAGAAAACAACGACGAGGACAAGGAGAAGGGUCCCUACGACAGCCCUAACGCUGACUUCGAGCUUGACCACGUCAUGCACCCCGAGGACAUGCCGACCUUCUCUCCCGUUGUGCUCCGCGCAUAUCCCGCCUCGCAGAGCUGCGAGAUCGAAGGCCCCUUCGACCCAGCCACGAUGGGCCUCUCCCGACCGCUCCUAAACCUCGUCUAUCCCACCCCCACACCCGAGGCGCAGAAGCUCCGUGGCGCCAAGGCGGCUCCUGAGACAAAAGAUCGCGAGAUCUCAGACCGCGAUAUUGUCACGGUCUCUCCAUCAGAACCCAAGGGCGUCAAGUGGGGCGAAGAUGAAGUCAAGAGCUUCGUACCCGUAACGCCCCAUGAUGAGGCCGCCGAUCCGAUCCACAAAGCUGCCGCGCCGGAACCCGUGAAGAAGAAGCCUUCUCGUUGGGGAGACAUCCGCGGUGCCUUCAUCGCACGCGCAGCGGAGAUCAAGGCCGAGGAGGCCGCAGAAGAGAAGGCGCGCGCGGCCGAGGCCCCCGCUUCCCCAGCCGAACCCUUCGAAUACCGCGGCAUCACCGUGGAGCCCGAGCAUGCCAACGACCGUGACGCUAGCCUCGAGCGCGAUCUCCCCAGAGAUGACCACCGCGACCCCGGCCCCCCUCCCUCCGUUGGCCCCAAGCCCACCGCCGCUGUAGAGAGCCGCGGCAUGCCCGGCGCCUUUGAUGAUGACAUCGACUUCGCUGCCACUCUCGCGGCGGGACUUCAGGACUCGGGUUUUGAUCCGAAUAUCGUGAUUAACGACUCCAGCUUCGCGAGGCGCUCAUCGCCGCCGGGAUCGGAUGUCGAAACGGUGGUGUACCACAAGCCGUUCUCGGAGACGGUCACGGACUUGGGCGUUUAUGAGCGUCAUCCUAGCGGACCCAGCGAUGGGCCUGUGCUAGAGGAGGCGAGCCGCAAGAUUGACGAGGAGGAGUUUCCUGUCUCGAAGAAGCUGAGCAAGAAAGAGCAGAAGAAACUGGAGAAGGAGGAGGCGAAGCGUGCCAGGGAUCACGAGUUCGACGGCGCUGAGGCUGCCGCGGUCGCUGCAGUAGCAGCUGCUGCCGUUGCGGGAGUGGCGCAUCACUAUGCCGGGGAGCGCGAGGUUGCAGAGCCAGAGCAGCACGCCGACGAGACCGAUGAAUUCUCAUUCUCGAAGAAGCUGAGCAAGAAGGAGCAGAAAAAGCUGGAGAAGGAGGCUGCGAAGCUUGCAAUGGACCGCGAGUUUGAAGCGGCCGAGGCCGAAGCUGCUGCUACUGCUGCGGACCACGAGGUUGUCGGGGAGCGCACCGAUGAGGCUGAUGACUUCGCGUUCACGAAGAAACUGAGCAAGAAGGAGCAGAAGAAGCUGGAGAGAGAUGCCGCGAAACUGGCACAGGAGGAGGAGGAUGCGGCCCGGGAGCGCGAGCACGAAGCUAUGAUGGCGCAGAUUGUCGUGGAGCAUGAAGUCGUGGGGCCACAAGAUGAGGCUGACGAGUUCGCCUACGGCAAGAAGCUGACCAAGAAGGAGCAAAAGAAGCUUGAGAAGGAGGCCGCGAAACUGGCCCAAGACAAAGAAUUCGAAGACGCUAAGGCUGAGGCUGCAAAUAGCCGUGCCGUCGAAGAGCCUGAGGAAGUCUGGGGCGAAGAGGCUCGGGAAGUGCCCGAGUUCUUUGACCGAGGACGAAUCGCGGUGCCUGGGGCUCCGCAGGAGGAGAUACGGGACGAGUUUGACGACUUCGAUGCAUUCAUGCCCAAGCUGAGCAAGAAGGAGCAGAAGAAGUUGGAGAAGGAGGCCGCGGCCGCGAAACUUGCCGAGGAGAAGGAGUUGGCAGAGGCCGAGGCUGCGAAACUAGCUCAAGACAAGGAGUUCGCAGAAGCCGAGGCUGCUAAUAACCAUCCCGUCGAAGAGCCCAAGGUCCAGAGCCGAGAGCUGCAGGACGACGAAUUCAAAGAGGCUGAUGAGUUCACCAAGAAGCUGAGCAAGAAAGAGCAGAAGAAGCUAGAAAAAGAGGCUGCCAAACUUGCUCAAGAUAAGGAAUUCGAAGAAGCUGAGGCUGCGAAUAGUCAUGCCGUCGAAGAGCCUGAGGCCUGGGACCAAGAGCAUCAAGAGGACGAAUUUAAGGGGGCGGAAGAGUCAGCGCCGAAACUGAGCAAGAUAGAACAGAAGCGCUUGGACAAGGAGGCCGCGAAACUGGCACAAGAUAAGGAGUUCGAAGAAGUCGAGGCUGCGAGUAGUCGUGCGGUGGAAGAACCUAAGGCUUGGGUUCAGGAGCCACAAGAGGACGAAUUCAAAGAAGCGGAGGAGGGGUUCGUCUUUACUAAGAAACUAAGUAAGAAAGAACAGAAGAAGCUAGAGAAGGAACAAGCGAAGCAAGCACGCGACCGUGAGAUCGAGCUUGAGGAGGCAGGGGAAGGUCUCCACGCCAUCGUUGAGGAGCCAGAAACCUCGAAAUCACAGGGAGAGGAUGAUAAAGAGGCAGACGAAUUCGCCUUCACGAAGAAGCUGAGCAAGAAGGAGCAGAAGCGACUCGACAAGGAAGCAGAGAACCUGGCGAGAGAUCGCGAGCUAGAGCUUGAGCAAACCGAAGUCCCUGGCACCCAAACUCCAAAAGAGGCUGACGAAUUUGCCGAGUUCUCGACCUCUAAGAAGAGUAAUAAAUCCAAGAAGUCCCGGAAGAGCGCUGGGUACCCUGACGAUGAUGAAGAGGUACCAGCGACGAAGAUUUCCGUUCCUAUCGAUGCAUUUGAUGAUUUACGCCACGACGAUGCCACUGCUGGCCUAGUGGACGAAUGGGACGCGCCAAAGAAGUCGAAGAGGAUGUCAAGGCGCGGAGAUGAAGUCUUCGAAGAUGCUCAGGAGUCCAUUUCGAGGAAGGGAUCGAAGAAGGACAAGUCAAGGGGCAAUGCGGACAGCGACCGAUCCCAAAUCCGAAGCGUUGUGUCUGAGCCUGUUGAGGAUGACACCAGGUCCGUGACGUCGGAAUCUAAGAAGAAGUCUAGGGGUAGUGGCUUCUUUGGAUUCUUCGGAGGCUCGUCUAACAAAUCCGAUGUUAGCGAGAGCGAAAAGGCUGUCAAGCUCGUUGGCGCUGAUGAGGCGUACGACUUGAGCAAUGGCCAUUCUCCUAUUGAGGGCUCUAACGGCAUUUCCAAUGGGAAUGGCCACGAGGCACACGAGGAGGACGAGUGGGCUAGCACCACGAAGUCUAAAAAGAAAAAGAAGAAACAGAAGAAUGGCAUAGCCGACGAUGAGGCCUCUGAACAGGAUUCUUUUUUAGCUAAUGCCGGCACCCUUGGCGCGGGUGUCGGCCUUGUCGGUGCUGCAGCGGUGGCCGCUGCUCUGCAUCAACAACACCAAGCCGAUGAUGGUGACAGUAAGGACGAUCCGGCAGCUCGAUCCCUUCCUGCUGCAUCUCAGCCACAGAACAUUGCAGCGGACGCUCCUCGCGAUCCGUAUCCGAACGACUUUGUCGAUCCGGAGAUCGUUGAGAGGCCAUUCCGUGUAGCCAUCGACCCGGAGUAUAUGGACCUCCUCGCUCUGCCCCCAAGCGAUCCUGGCACCCCAGAUCCGCACCAUUCCACCGACCUUCCUGCUCUACCGGACAGCCGCCCGCCCUCCCCGCCAGGCACAGAACAUCUUGCUCCCAUUGACAGAAGCCUCGCCGCCCAUGACAAGAACCCCUCCACACCGCGCAAAACCGAGUCGCGCAAGCCCAACCGCAAAGCUGCUAGCCUUAGCGCAGUACCCCUAACAUUCAAGCUGGUCAAUCGCUCAACACCCUCGUCCUCGGGACUUCCGCGCCCCUCACCCCUCGCGUCCCCUCUAACCCCAGGCCUUGCACGCCCAUCAUCACUCAUGUCACCGCUGAGUCCUGCCAUGGACUCACCGGGCUUUUCCCGAACAAAGGCGCGCCCGACCUCUUGGGACAACUCGCGCGAGAUCAAGCCAUUAUUCCUACUCGAUGCUGCGAGGCGGGAGUCGCUGUUAUCGGAUGAGGAGAGGCCAACUCGGCCGCGGUCGAUAGAGCCCGACUAUGCUGUGUAUAGUCGCCGGUCGUCGCUUGCUUCCGCGAGGGCGUCGGUGGUUUCACCGAGAUCGGAUGAUGUUGCUGAUUUGCCGGCUCUACCGGAGAGUCGCGAGGCUUCUCUGGAGAGAGUUGAGGAGCUGCCGGCGUCGGUGGAGGAGCCAACAUCAGUUUUGGAUCCGCUUGAACAGCCACUUGCCAAGGAUGGUGAUGUAGUAUCCAAGGAGGUUUCACUGGAGCCCGAGGCUGAUCAAGUCAAGGAGGCCUUUGGUAUCGAAAGACCUCAUUCUCCGGAUCAAUUCGAAGAGCCACACGAGUUUCCUGAGCUUCCCGAAAGCCGCCCAGCAACACCGAUCGAUGAUAGAGACCUUCAGGUUUCGGACGCUAUUGUUCAGGAAGCUGGCGAUCCUACCACCCACGCUGAUGGCCAACAAGAUGAGACAUCUCGAGAGGUAGACGAUUUACCGCAGCCGACUCCAAUAGAGCCUGAUACAUGCAACCGUAGCUCUCAUCUCUUCCAGCCAACGCCACAGACAACUCCGAUCAAGCACUCUAGCAUCGAUGAUAUCAUAUUGGAGCAUCCUACUCAAGAUGAGUCGGGCGAUCAAGACGGCGUGGCUGUACAGGAGCGCAGUACUACAGAAGAACAAGGCGAGAGCUACGUGACUAGAGAUAUAAACGUAAUGGACGUUCCUAUGGCCCAAUUUGACAGCACAGCGCGCGAGGUCGCAGCGGAAGAAGAAGCUGAGCCUGUCGACGAAUGGAGCGCUACCCCAUCAAAGAAGGCUAAAAAAGACAAGAAGAAGGAAAAGAAGGCUAGGAAGGGAGGUUAUCAGACUCCACCCGUUGAGAAAACCCCAGAGCAGGCCGCCCUUCCUGAGACGCUUGAGGAGCAACCGCAGCAGCCGACCGAAGAUUUGAGUCGUGAUCUGCCACUGGCUGCAGCCGCUGCAGCCGCCGCGACUGCUGCUAUUGCUACCUUUGAUGAAGAGCCAAGCGCUUCUCGAGACCUAAGCAUCUCGGACGAACCAAGCAUUCCUGUGGAGCCGGUAGAGCCAGAGUGGGCAUUGAAGCCAUCUAAGAAAGACAAGAAGAAGGCGAAGAAAUCCCGCGGAGACCCCGUCUCAACUCCAGCCGACGACACUCCCGCAAAAUCUAUCCUCCCCGAGGCCGAUAUCGAACAGCCGCCGGAGCCCCUUGAGGAUUUUGCUGUGGAGCCAGAAUGGACUGCGAAGCCAUCUAAGAAGGACAAGAAGAAGGGGAGAAAGAGUCGCGGAGGUGAAGCCACGCCUCCGGCUGAAGACACUACUGCAGAGACUAUCCUCCCUGGGGGUGAUGUCGAACAACCGGUACAGCCUGCGGAAGAGUUCGUUGCCGAGCCAGAGUGGGAUUUGAAGCCUUCUAAGAAAGAUAAGAAGAAGGCUAACAAGGGUUUCAGCGAGCAAGCUUCAAUCCCGGCCGAGGACAAUACUACAGAGACUAUUCUUCCCGAGGCCGAGAGCGAACAACCACUACAGCGUGCUGAAGAAGCACAACCUGCCGACGAAGCACAGCCUGCUGAAGACUUCGCCACCGAGCCGGAAUGGGCCUUGAAGCCUUCGAAGAAGGACAAGAAGAAGGGCAAGAAGAACCGUGGAGAUCAAACGCCGGUGGAGGACAAUGCUGCAGAGACUAUUGUUCGCGAGGUCGAAAGCGAACAACCGGUGCAACCAGCUGAUGAGGCUCAGUCUGCUAAAGAGGUCCAGCUUGUCAAAGAGGUGCUUCCCGUUGAAGAUUUUAUCGUGGAGCCAGAAUGGGCUUUGAAGCCUUCGAAGAAGGAUAAAAAGAAAGGCAAGAAGGGUCGCGGGGAGCAAACUCUGGCCGAGGACAAUACUGCCGAGACUACUCUUCCCGUAGUUGAGAGCGACCAACAGAUACAGCGCGCCGAAGAGGUUCAGCCUGCCCCAGAGGAACUUCCUGUCGAAGAUUUCGUCGCGGAGCCAGAAUGGGCCCUGAAGCCUUCGAAGAAGGACAAGAAGAAGGGUAAGAAGGGUAGCGGGGACCAGACCCCAGUCGAGGACAAUGUUGCCGAGACUAUUCUUCCUGAAGCCGAUAGCGAACAACCAAUACAGCCUGCUGAAGAUAUAGUCGCAGAGCCGGAAUGGGCCCUGAAGCCUUCAAAGAAAGACAAGAAGAAAGGAAAGAAGGGUCGAGGAGGUCUGGUUGACGAUACUGCUACUGAGCCAUCGAACUCGCCCGAAUCCGCUCCGGAACCAGAACACCUUCAGACUUUGGAAGAUGAGGAGGCGGCUAAAGAAAUCCCCGUCGACAUUCCUGUUACUGAUCUCGGUGAUGAGCCCGCCCCCGCUUCGGAACAACAGCCGAAGCCUUUCGAAAUCGUCGCUGAAGAUGUUCCUGUCGACGUUCCCGCAACCACUCCCAGUGACGAGCCUAAGUCCGUUUCAGAGCGACAGCUACAGCCUUUAGAAAACGUAGCUGAAGAUGCUCCUGCCGACAUUCCUGUUACAGCUCUCAACGACGAGCCAACCCCUGUCGUGCAACAAGAGCUACAGCCUUACGAAGACGCAACCAGAGACGCCAAUACCGAUAUUCCUAUUACAGCUGCCGAUACCCCCGUCGUGGAAUCUGAGGAGCCAGCAGAGCCAACAUGGGCCUUGAAACCUUCGAAGAAAGACAAGAAGAAGGCGAAGAAGGGUCGCGGAGCUCCAGUUGAGGAGGAUACUGCAAUAGAACAACAGCUACAACCUUUAGAGGACGGAGUUAAAGAUGCUCCCGUCGACAUGUCUAUUGCGGCCACCGAUGAUACCCCUGUUGCGGAAUCCGAAGAGCUAACUGAACCAACGUGGGCGCUGAAGCCCUCAAAGAAAGACAAAAAGAAGGUGAAAAAGAGUCGCGGUGGUCUUGUCGAGGAUACUGCUGCAGAGAUAUUAGACUCUCCCGAAUCUGCUGCUCCCGAAUCUUCUGCUCCCAAAUCUGCUGCGGAGCAACCGCCUAUGGAAGAUGUUGCCGUAGAUGUCCUCGCCGAUGCUCCUAUUGCUAGUCCAACUGACGAGGCUGCCCCGGCCACAGAACCCGAAGAACCAUCGGAACCAAUGUGGGCGCUAAAGCCUUCAAAGAAGGACAAGAAGAAGGCGAAGAAGGGCCGCAGCGGUCCAGUCGAGGAGGACACUACUGUAGAGCCACUAGACUCCCUAGAAUCUGCCGUGGAACAACCGCCUCUAGAAGACAUAACUAGAGAAGCUCCCGUCGACAUUGCUACCGCCGCCUUCGACGAGCCCCCUCCCGCCGCAGAAUCCGAAGAGCUAUCAGAGCCAACAUGGGCGCUGAAGCCGUCGAAAAAAGACAAGAAGAAGGCAAAGAAGAGCCGCGGCCUGUUUGAAGAGGAUACUGUUCCAGAACCACAGGGAGAGCCCUUGGAAGACGUGGCAAAAGAUAUUCCCAUCGAAACUUCUCUUGGUACUCUCAGUGAUGGGCCCACCACCGUUGAGCCCACCACCGUUGAGCCCACCACCGUUGAGCCCACCACCGUUGAGCCCACCGUUGUCGAGCCUACACCCGCUGCGGAAUCUGAAGAGCCAACAUGGGCGCUGAAGCCUUCAAAGAAAGACAAGAAGAAGGCAAAGAAGAGCCGCGGCCUGUUUGAAGAGGAUACUGUUCCAGAACCACAGGGAGAGCCCUUGGAAGACGUGGCAAAAGAUAUUCCCAUCGAAACUUCUCUUGGUACUCUCAGUGAUGAGCCCACCACCGUUGAGCCCACCAUCGUUGAGCCUACCAUCGUUGAGCCCACCGCCGUUGAGACCGUCCCCUCUACAGAACUCGAAGAGUCAUUCGAGCUAACAUGGGCGCUAAAGCCAUCAAAGAAAGACAAGAAGGGAAAGAAGUCUCGCGGUGUUCCGACUGAGGAUACUGCUGUAGAGCCACUCAGCGCUCCUGAAGUACAGCCAUCUGAAGCUUCAGCAAACGACGCCCCCGCAGUCCUUGACGCGCCCACCACUGCUCUCGACGAAGAGCCAAUUGCGCCUUUGGUAGAACCCGAAGAACAGAUCGAACCGCAGUGGUCGCUAAAACCCUCCAAGAAAGACAAGAAAGGGAAGAAGGCGGCUCGUGGAGGCGAAACUUCGGCGCCAAUUGAAGACACUAUCGUCGAGCAGUCCACCCUCCCAGAAGCUCAACACUUUGAAGAUUCGUCACCAAUCGUCGAUGCGCCUGUUAGUACUAUUGAAGUCGAACCCAUCGCGCCUGUAGAGCCCGAAGAGCAGGCCGAACCGGAGUUCGCCCUCAAGCCAUCGAAGAAAGACAAGAAGGGGAAGAAGGGGAAGAAAGCACAGGAAGUUCAAGCCUUAAGUUGGGCCAGUGAGGUUGCGGAGACUGCUGAUGAUUCAACGAAAGACAUUCCUCCAAUCGACGCUGCGGAACCCGACGAGCAAAUCGAAUCAACAUGGGCGCCAAAACCCCCAAAGAAGGACAAGAAAGGGAAGAAGGGAAAGAAAGCAUUCGAGGUCGACGACACACCUGAGUUAUCCGAAGACUUAACGAAAGAUGCUCCACUAAUCGUUGAUGCACCUAUCGAAUCCGAAGCGCCAAUUGAGCCAGAAUGGGCGCCGAAGCCGUCGAAGAAAGACAAGAAGGCGAAAAGGGGCAAGAAAGCAUUCGAGGUUGAGGGCACACCUGAGCCAUCCGAAGAUUUAACUGAAGACGCUCCAACGGUCGUCGACAUACCUGCUUAUUCUCCCCACGACGAACAAUCUGCGCCCACAGAAUUUGAGGAGCCUAUUGUGGAGACGUUUGCACUGAAAUCUUCGAAGAAAGACAAGAAAGCGAAGAAAGCCCGCGAAAGCGAAGUGUCAACUCCCCCUGUAGACCUCAACGAUGAAGCUACUUCGCAAACCAAGACUGUCGACGGAUUUGAGGCUGGCUAUAAGGAAGAUCAGUUGGCUCUAGCAAGGCAAUUACAAGCGGAAUUCGGAUCAGGAUCGGCGAAAUCUAAGAAGUCCAAGAAGAAGUCUCGCGGCGGAAGCCAACCCUCAGCACCCUCUACACCUGUCGAAGUAGAGGCUGCUGAGGUUGAGUAUUUCGAGAGCGCUCCGCAACCAAGAUCUAUCGACGGCCUUAAGGUUGGCUACGAGGAGGACCAAUUAUCUCUCGCAAAACAACUGCAAGCCGAGUUCGGAUCAGGCAGCAAGAAGUCUAAGAAGGGGAAGAAGUCUCGCGGAAGCCAAGGCUCAAUGCCAUCUACACCUAUCGAACUUGAGACUGCUGAGGUUGAGAACACUGAGUGUGCUUCUCAGCCAAGAGCAUUCGACGGACUUGAGGUUGGCUACGAGGAAGACCAGCUAUCUCUCGCAAAGCAAUUGCAAGCUGAGUAUGGGUCGGGUAGUAAGAAGUCUAAGGGGAAGAAGUCUCGUGGAAGCGAAGUUUCAUCGCCCUCUACACCCGUUGAAGUCGAAAGCUUUGAGAGUGAUCCACAACCAAGAGCUAUCGAUGGCUUCCAGGUUGGCUACGAUGAGGACCAGCUGUCUCUCGCGAAGCAGUUACAGGCUGAAUUUGGAUCAGGCAGUAAGAAGUCAAAGAAGGGCAAGAAAAACCGCAGCUCUUCUGCAACGCCAAAGUCAAAUUACGAAACUUACGACGAAGAGCCGCAGGCUUUCAAGUCUGAAGCAGCGACACUAGACUCUCAACAUGACAAACCUAAGGAUCUCGACAAUUCACCUAUCUAUGAGGCAGCCGAAGCGCCACGAGACUUUCAAGAUGUCAGGUCGGUUGAAGUACCACAGGCAGCAGAAGACAACUCCACAAUCGAAGCUAUGGUUGGAGCAGCAGCAGCCCUUGGAGCUAUUGGAGUCGGCGCAGCAAUCAAACAUGCAGUCGAAGCUCCAGAGGCGCCAGAAGACAAAUCUUCCCACGACAUUAUUGAGGUACCAAGGGAAGUCUCGCAAGAUCCCAGAUCUCUUGAUAUGCCGGAAUAUCCAGGAGAUACCACAGUUCCUCAAGUGGUAGUCGACGCGCUGCACGACCUGCAAGGAUCUCGAUCUAUUGAUGGUGCAGAUUUCCCAGAAGUCGUCGCAUCAAGAGACUUGCAAGAUUUCGAAUCGAAACCCGAGCAUAUGGCCACGAUACAUCAGCAAGAAAAGCCAGAAGCUUUGGAAGAGCUUUCCCACCCAUCAUUUCCAAAGCAUGUCAUAGCGGAUAGAGAGAUUGGUAGCCCGUCGCACGUUACAUCUGACUAUCUGAGUCCUGAACCUCAAUGGCACACUCCAUCCCGGCUACCUGUCGUGCUCGAGGAGGAUAGCACCGACUAUAAGAAGUCUUCCGACACCGCACCUCAGGAGCACAUACCUCUUGGAGACAGUAGUAUGGAUGACUUCAAUCGCGACAGCGCCUACGUGGCCGAAUCGCCAAUAACUACUUCACGGUCGCUUGCAGCAGAUCACGAAUAUACGAGAGACAGCGGUGUUCACAUUGAAGGACGGAGCCGUAGCCAUACUCCUGAGAGGAGGGCGUCUCCCCCACGAACCCCAGCAGCAGUGUCUGACGACGCACUCGCACGUCUCUCAUGGCCACCUGUGAAUGAUGCGGAUGAGACCGUGGACCUGCACAGACCAAAGUCCCGUAAGCUUCAGGAACAAUCACGACUUACGCCUUUGAGUUUCCCACCUCCUGCUAUUGGACUUGGAGCCGCAGGUGCAGGUCUGGCUGCUGCAAGAGGCUACGACAAGCUGUCUCGCGCUGGUAGUCCCGACAUUUGCAGGUCGUCCGCUGAUAGCCCCGAACUUCGCAGAUCGUCUGGUGAGAUCAAACGUAUGACAACUCCGCAUCGCAUAGAAACCCCACGAAGCGUGAGCGAACGCAAAACUCCAGAUAUCAAUCGUCUUCAUACGCCAGAUCAGGUGCGAAGUCGACCUGUGAGUGCGACCAGUAGUAAAUUUUCGUCAGGCACGCCUCCGCUGCGCCGUAGCGACCGCAAGACUAGCGGGGACCUAAGGUCUCUGAGCCAACGGAGCCAGCCGAACCUUGACGAGGCAGCUCGGGAAGCUAGACACAGCCCUGUAGGGCCCAGCACCUCCGACAUCACCAACCCCAUCGCAAACGAAGGCCGCGUCCGACUGAAGGACAUGGCUGACGUCUACGAUGGCUACGGCGAAGGGCGCAUUGGGUCGCCAAGGUCACCCACCCGACCACACAGUAUGCGCCGGAGACAGAGCAUGCAAGUCAUCGACCUCGAAGCAAGGCUCGAACAAUUAGCAGCAGAGAAUCGCAUGCUGGCCGAGGCCAAGGAACAGGCAGAAUCCAACCUUCACCAGUCGCAGCGCGCGACCUCCGACCUCACCGACCGCGACGCAGAAAUCGAUACAUUGAAGCGCACGCUCGACUGGUUCCAUAAAGAGGUUGAUCGACUGAAGGAGAUCAAUGAGGGGCUUACGAGCGCGAAUGUCACGAUCGGACAGCAACAUGAUAAUCGCUAUACCCAACUUGAGAGCCAGCAUGCGCAGGCUACUAGGGAGCUUGAAGAAGAGCGACACGCGCACGGAAAUCUAUCCGAAGGCAUGGCAGUGAUUAUACAAGGCAAGGUUCAGGAAGAGCUACAAGACAAAGACCGCGAGCUUGAGCAGUUGCGCAACGAGCUCGAUUCAGCGCGCGAGCAGAUCAAAGGGAUGCAGCGCCAGAUCCUGAAAUCCAAGUCCGAGGGUGCUUCCUUCCUUGUGGUGCGCAACGAGGACUACUUCGACGACGCCUGCCAGAGACUCUGCGAGCACGUAUCGCAGUGGAUCCUGCGCUUCUCCAAGUUCAGCGACAUGCGCGCCUGCCGACUGACAUCGGAGAUCAGCAACGACAAGAUUAUCGACCGGCUGGACAACGCCGUGCUCGACGGCUCCGAUGUCGACGACUACCUCGCCGACCGCGUGCGCCGCCGAGACAUCUUCAUGUCCAUGACCAUGACCAUGGUAUGGGAGUACAUUUUCACACGCUACCUAUUCGGCAUGGACCGCGAGCAGCGCCAGAAGCUCAAGUCCCUCGAGAAGAUGCUCCUCGAAGUCGGCCCGCCCGCCGCAGUCCAUCAAUGGCGCGCAACGACGCUUUCCCUGCUCGCGCGCCGUCCCGCCUUCGCCGCACAGCGCGACCAGGACACCGAGGCUGUCGUCCAGGCCAUCUUCCAGACCCUGAGUACAAUCCUCCCGCCGCCCUCCAACCUAGAGGAGCAGAUCCAGGUGCAGCUCCGUCGCGUCGUCCGCGUCGCUGUCAAUCUGUCCAUUGAGAUGCGCACUCAGCGCGCGCAGUACAUGAUGCUCCCACCGCUUCAGCCAGAGUACGACGCCAACGGCGACCUGGCGCGCGAGGUCGCCUUCAAUGCUGCGCUGAUGAGCGAGAAGAUCAGCGCGGGCGGUUCGAGAGGGGCGCCGCAGGUGAGCGGCGAGGACAGAGAGGAGGAGGGCGCUGUGGUUCAGGUUGUGCUGUUCCCGCUUGUGGUGAAGCAGGGUGAUGAUGAGGGGGUGGGAGAGGAGGAGAUUGUGGUGUGCCCCGCUCAGGUGCUCGUUGCCAGGCCGAGGGAGCCCGGGUCGAGUGUUGGGAUGAGGGGGGGGAGGAAUGUGAGCAGAGUUAGUAUCCCGGUUAGUUCGGCGAUGGGGAGUGAAAUUUAGUGUGAUGGGGGAGGAGGAAAAAGUUUGAUGAUGAUGACGGAUGGGUGGAAGGAAGGAUGGAUGGGAUGUGUUAAAGAUAUUGGUUGUUUUUUGUUUUUUUUGUUUAGCUGGCGUUGGGUGGAUACCUGCAUUUGGGCCCUCUCUUUUUCGCGGUUGCAGAAGGGGAUUGGGUAUAAAAUAGUUUCCUUGAGCGUAUAUCGAAUUUAUAUUUUAUGUUUAUUGUC
Pseudogymnoascus destructans is the source of this 15134-nucleotide messenger RNA. RefSeq lists its product as uncharacterized. NCBI's taxonomy places the organism in Eukaryota, Fungi, Ascomycota, Leotiomycetes, Thelebolales, Thelebolaceae. The record is from RefSeq and is a predicted model, not a curated record. The transcript is spliced from 5 exons. Bases 1 to 14910 code for a protein of 4969 amino acids.